This is a messenger RNA of Naegleria gruberi, 666 nucleotides long. RefSeq lists its product as uncharacterized. Gene Ontology annotation, cellular component: nucleoplasm; ribonuclease H2 complex. Gene Ontology annotation, biological process: ribonucleotide metabolic process; RNA catabolic process. Bases 1 to 666 code for a protein of 221 amino acids. NCBI's taxonomy places the organism in Eukaryota, Heterolobosea, Eutetramitea, Acrasida, Naegleriidae. The record is from RefSeq and is a predicted model, not a curated record. The transcript is spliced from 3 exons.
AUGGAUGUUACCUUCUUGUUAAUUGGAAUUUUGGAGGAAAAGGUAGACAAGUCGGAUGAAUCACACUUUGAUAAUAUGAAUGAUAUAAUUCCUUCAAUAAUUUUGCGAGUAUCUGCUGUUAGAGACAUGAUUACCAAUGUUUGUGAUAUUAUGGAAGUUGGUGACGAUUUAUUUGUAAGAUUGAGUGAGGAGAAAGUACUUGCUUGGAUGAUUGCCAAAUCUAAUGCUAUUGUGGAACAAAUAACUGAGAAUGAUAAAUUGAGAAAUGUAAUUGUUUCUCCUCAAGGAUUCAAGAGAACUCUUAAAAGCAAGGAUGCAUCUGAUGAUAAAAAGAUUAGAAUGGAAUCAAUUCGAUUCCUCUCUGAAUAUCUAGAUAGAAAAUGGGUUGAGAAAUUGGCCACUCACUUUGAAGUUAUUGAAGAAGUAUAUCCAAGUAAAGGUGCUCUCUCUUCUACAACCUUUGCUAAAUCACCAAAAGCACCUACAAAUACAGCAGCUCUUGAUUUCCUAGAUGACUUGGAGGCUGUUGAAAAGAAGAGAAAGAGAAAAGAAGAUGAGGAAAAGAGUAAGAAAUCCAAAACACUGGAUUCCAGAAGUGUAGCCAGUUUGAAGAAGGUCAAUACCAAAGGUAUGAAAUCUUUGGAUUCUUUUUUCAAAAAGAAAUAA